Messenger RNA from Cryphonectria parasitica EP155, 1169 nucleotides. Its product is annotated as uroporphyrinogen decarboxylase. NCBI's taxonomy places the organism in Eukaryota, Fungi, Ascomycota, Sordariomycetes, Diaporthales, Cryphonectriaceae. Bases 6 to 1109 code for a protein of 367 amino acids. Gene Ontology annotation, biological process: heme biosynthetic process. Gene Ontology annotation, cellular component: cytosol. The transcript has 4 exons. Gene Ontology annotation, molecular function: uroporphyrinogen decarboxylase activity. The record is from RefSeq and is a predicted model, not a curated record.
CAAGCAUGGGUCAAUUCGAGCCGUUGCAGAAUGAUCUGCUCCUUAGAGCAGCACGGGGCGAGAAGGUUGAGCGACCACCCAUUUGGGUGAUGCGCCAAGCCGGUCGCUAUCUUCCCGAAUACCAUGAGGCCAAGGGCAACCGUGAUUUCUUCGAAUGCUGCCGCAGUCCCGAAAUCGCCUCCACUUUGACCCUGCAGCCCAUCGAGCGCUUCGCUGGGCUCCUUGAUGCCGCCAUUAUCUUCUCGGACAUUCUGGUCAUACCGCAGGCGAUGGGAAUGGUGGUGGAGAUGGUGGACAAGAAGGGCCCGCACUUUCCGGAUCCGCUCAAGACGCCCGAGGAUAAGCAGUACAAGGAGGUCAUGGAGCGACACGUCGAUGUGGCCAAGGAGUUGGACUACGUGUACAAGGCCAUCACGCUCACGCGCAAGAAGCUGCAGGGACGGGUCCCCCUUUUUGGAUUCUGCGGUGCGCCGUGGACCCUGCUGUGCUAUAUGGUCGAGGGCGGCGGUACGAAGCUGUUCGUGCACAGCAAGACAUGGAUCUACAAGUAUCCAGAGCAGGCCAAGGCUCUUUUACAGAAGAUUGCGGAGCUCUGCGUCGACUACCUCGCAUUACAGGUCGAGGCUGGUGCUCAGAUUGUUCAAGUCUUCGACUCUUGGGCAGGCGAGUUGUCACCGACUACCUUCAAAGAGUUCUCAGAGCCCUAUCUACGUUACAUAUCUGAGAACCUGCCUAAGAAGCUGAAGUCGAUGCAGCUGGACCCGGUGCCCAUGGUCGUCUUUCCCAAAGGCGCCUGGUAUGCCCUGGACUCGAUGUGCAACUCGGACUACAACAUCGUCGGCCUGGACUGGUUGUACGACCCGGCCGAGGCGUCCAAGGUCCGCGGCGACAGAAACACUGUGCUUCAAGGCAAUGCUGAUCCUGGCGUCCUUUACGGCUCACAUGAGUCGAUCACCAAGACCGUGAAGAACAUGGUCGAGGGUUUUGGCUGGGCACAGAAGAAGAGAGGCUGGAUUGUCAACCUGGGUCACGGUAUCACACCGUUUGUCAAGCCGGAUGAUCUGAGAUUCUUCCUGCAAGAAAUUCAUCGUCAAACGCUGGCAGCAUAGAUGGAUGUCUUCCACUGUAUAUUAUUUAGGAAGCGUUAAAAAAGAUACUUGCUCAGACCU